Molecule: messenger RNA, 4662 nt
Organism: Acanthamoeba castellanii str. Neff
Lineage: Eukaryota; Discosea; Longamoebia; Acanthamoebidae
Product: TBC domain containing protein
Exons: 18
Coding region: 1-4662 (1553 amino acids)
Source: RefSeq, a predicted model, not a curated record
AUGGUGUGGAUACAGCCGCGGAUGAUCGAGCACGGGGUGGCGAAGAAGGAGAAGGAGAACAACGUGUGGACGGCCGAGUGCGUCAACGAGCGGUUCCGCCUGGAAUCUCUGACCGUCAAGCCCACCACCAACAUCUCCUCCGACGAGGCCGCAGCCGCCACAGCGACAUCGAAAAAGAAGACGAGAGCGACGGCGAAGAAGAGGAAGAAGAAGACGCACAAGACCGCCACGAGGCGCUUCGUUGACGACAACCUCGCCUGGGAUGAAGGUGAAGGUGGAGACAAGAUGGACGAAGUCGCGCUCGAUGAAAGUGAAGGUGAAGGUGGAGAUGAGAGCAGCAACAGCGGCAACAGCAGCAGCGGCACCACCACAACAACCAACAACGGCAAGGAGGCGAAGGAGGAGAAGAAGGCGGAAACGAAGUUGUGGCGAAUCGUGAUGAUGCGGACAGAUGUAAAUAGCGAGGCGGUGGUGGUGGCGGAGGACGACGCGGAGGAGGUCAUCCGGGCCGACUGGCGGUGGAUAGAGGCCAACAUGCUGGCCAAGCUCUCUCAGAUCAUUUCCGAGGAGGGCACCGACAAGGUCGACAAGUUUCUCCUCCUCCAGUUCCAGAUGUUGUACAUUAACCAGGCCAACGAAAUCGCGCUGCGACAAAUCGAGCUCCGACGCUCGACCAGCACACCGACCUCGCCACCACCGACCAAGAAGAAGGAAUCCGCGGACACUGACGAAGUGCUAUCGACCCUCAACUGUUCGCUUUGGGUGAAACUGCGCUACCGAGCUGGCACCAUGCGCGUGUGUCACACCAAGAUCGACUUCAGCGGGAACACCGUCAAAGUGCUCAUCUUUCUCACGGACAUCCUUGCCGUCACCAAGGAGAAAUCGACGCUGAUGGCCAGACAGGACUCGCUGCGAAUCAAAGCGCGCGAGGGCGACUACUUCUUCUCGGACAUCGAAAAGCGCGACGACGUCUACGAGCUCAUCUCCCAGCUGUGGAACAUGGACAUGGAGAAACGUGCUCCUGCCCGCCACCUCCCCACGGAAAGCGCCUCUUCUGCGGGCGUCGCCGCACAGCCCUCCAUCGACAACGGCGGCAACGCGCCAACCGACGGCGUCUGCGACACGUCAUCAAGCGGUGUCGGCGUCGACACCUCAUCAGGCAGCCGCAGCGGCGGCAGCAGCGCGGCCGGACCGGGCUCCGACGCCGACGACGGCGCCUCCUCAUCCAUGCUGCAGUCGGUCGGGGAAUUUCUCACCAACUCGGGCAGUUUGGUGGUGGGCGACUUCGUCAUCUCCAAGACCCACGACGAGGUGGUCCACAAGCCACAGACAGCCGCCGCGUCCGCCGCCGACCGCGUGGCCGACGCCGAUGGCCCGGUGCUGUCGCGGUCGGACGGGGCCGAAGCCGCGGCCGGAGGCGGCUCGGUCGCUGGCCCGGCCAGGCGCUCGCAGAGCGGCGGCCGCGAAGUGUUCGCCGGCGUCGACGUGGUGAACAGUCCGACGCGCGAGCGGGCCAGCAGCAGCGGAACCACGCCGACCUCGCGCAGCGGCUGGGCCGCGCCGGACCCUGCGACCGACCCCGGAGCCUGGUCGCCCUCCACGCGGGCCAUCAUGGAAGAAGCACAGAUGGACCGGUCGAGUGCGGCGGUGCCCACGCGUGGCCGCGUGCGAAGCGGCUCGGUCUCCAUCGAGACGCUCCCGCCCCGGCGCCCUUCCGUGACCACGCCCACCACCUCGCCCGUCCUUCCCCGCGCCGCCGCCGGUGAGCCGCGCAAGCCCAGCAUGAAGGACGUGCUCGAGACCAAGAAGCGCAACGAGCACUUCCGCUUCCUCUUCCAGCUGCCCGCCGACGAGUCCCUGCUGCACAAGUUCGACGCCUCGCUCAGCUUCCGCAAGGUGUUCGUGCUGGGCCGCAUCUACCUCUCGGCCCACUACGCCUGCUUCCACUCCCUGCUCCCGGCCGACAAGGCCGAGCUCCGCCUCGCCAACGGCCUCACCGGCAGCGGCUCGGUCGCGCUCGGCGUCGGCGGCGGCGCUGACGUCAGCAACGCUCUUAACAACGGCGGCGGCGGAGGGAGUAGGGCGCGGGGCCUGCGCGACGGCGGGGUGUUGGCCGACAGUGUGCUGCGCGGUCGGCGCGGGUCGUCGUCGUUCGGCGGCGGGUCGGGGUCGUCGGGCGCAGGCGCGGGCGGCGCGGCGCCGUUUCUUAAGGUGGUGGUACCCUUCGUCGAGAUCGCACAGAUCGGCCUCGAGGACGACGGCCCCGGCUCCUACCUCAUCGCCCUAAACACCAAGCGCAACCAGGAGCUCAAGAACGAGGCCUGCGCGCACCUCAUGUUCGUGCCGGUGCCCCGCUCGCCCAACCUCGACCCGCGCCACCCGCGCGCCACCACCGCGUCGCCGCUGGGGCGCUCGAAGGAGGAGGACGUGUCGCCGGUGGACUGGAACGACCCCGAGCAGCUCAAGGAGUUCUUUGGCGAGUUCAAGGCGGACGAGAUACUGAACGAGGAGGCCAAGGAACACAAGUGGACGGCCUACUUCCGCGAAAACGGCAUGGGCGUCGACAUGCUCAAGACCCUCGAACUCAAAAAGUUGGUGUACGAGGGGGUGCCGAACGGGCUACGGGCGCGGCUGUGGCAGAUCUGCUCGGGGUCGAUCUACCGCCUGCGGUCCCACGACAGCUCCGGCCUCUACCGGAGCCUCUUCGAGAAGUUCAAGGGGCGCCAGUCCCUCGCCACCGAACAGAUCGAGAAGGACCUCCACCGCUCGUUCGACCACCCGUUCUACCAGCCUGGCGGACUGCGCAUCAAUGCGCUGCGGCGAGUGCUCACCGCCUAUUCGUGGCACAACCCCGAAAUCGGGUACUGCCAGUCGAUGAACAUGAUCGCGGCGGCGUUCCUGCUGUACCUGAACGAGGAGGAGACCUUCUGCCUGCUCAUCACCCUGGUCGAGGACAUGCUCAAGGGCUACUACACCAAGGAAAUGCUCGGCUCCUGCGUCGACCAACGCGUCUUCGAGGUGAUGUUGACGGAGCACAUGCCGCGGGUGCACGCUCACGUGACGGACGCGCUGGGCAUCCCGAUCGCCUGGUUCUCGUGUCCCUGGUUCCUCUGCCUCUUCAUCGGCAAACUGCCACUCAAGAUCGGGCUGGCGCUGUUCAAGAUCUCCGAGAACGAGGUGCUCAACACCAAGGACGAGGGCAGUACCAUCCUCGCCGCCAUGCAGCAGCGCACCCUCGAAGACCCCGAGCUCCUCUUCAAGGUGGCGCUGAGGGACUUUGGGUCGAUCACGAUGGACAAGGUCAAGCAGCUCCGCAACUCGUACAAGCUUCAGGUCAUCAUCGACCUCGAAGACGAGAAGCGCAGGGAGGCGGAGUGGGAGGAGCAACAGAAGGCGAAGGAGACGCUCGAGCGCAUGGCCAAGGAGAACGAAAAGUUCACCGCCAUGGCCGCGGCGGCUUCAGUGUCGCCCUCGGCGUCGCCACCGACCGGCCGCCAGCGCUCCAGCACCGUGACCCACGCCGGCCCGCCCUCGUUCAUCGCCGCCAUGGCCGGCGCGUGGUCGCCCAUCGCCGCCGCGGCCACGGCCGCCGCCGCUACGGCGUCGACUACAGACCUGUCGACGUCGACAUUACACGCGACACCGUCGACAGUGCCGGUGCCCAAGCGGUCGUCGACGGGAAUGUUUGCCGGCGGCGGCGGUAGCACCGGCUCGAGCUCGGGCGGCGUGUCUCGGCGGCGCUCGUCGUUCUUUGGUCCGACCCGGUCGCGCGGCGACGAGGCCCUGCCCUCGCCCCGCUCUUUGCCGCUGACGUCGUCAUCGCCUCCCACGCCGUCGCCCAUAUCAUCAUCACCAUCGUCGUCGUCUUCGCUCUCUGGCGCGCCCAUGUCGUCGUCGCUGCCGUCGCCGGCAUCGCCGCUCGCGUCGGCGUCGUCGUCGGCGCAGGUCGACUCGUCGCCGGCCGUGCUGACGCGCCGCCGCUCGAACACGACCGUCGACAUGGCCGGACCGCCGUCGCUCAGCUUCCUCGAAUCGCUGGGCGCCAGCGGCAGCGGCGCCGACUCGCCCGCGGCCUCGCCCUUCGCCUCCUCCUCUCCGCCGCCCGAGUCGCCCUAUCGCGCGCCCCUCACCCUGCAGCAGCCCACCACCACCACCACCGCGACCCCCGAUACCAGCCCUGCGGGGGCCGGCGGUGACGCGGCGGGCGGCCAGCGCGGGCGGGUGCUGGGCCGGAGGGGCACGCCGUCGUCGCCGCUCGCGCUGUCGUCGCUGUCGGCCGGCGGAGCGGCGGCUACGAUGGCCGCCGCGGCGGCGGGCAGCAGCAGUCCGUCAGGUUCACCGUCGCACGGGCGGCGGGGCACGAAGCUGCGGCUGGCCGACAUGCGGAGCAUGAAGGAGCGGGGCCAGUUCAGCGAGUUCUCGUCGUGGGGCAUCAACGUGCUCGAGAACCUCCUGGGCUCCAACGCCUCGCCACCGGCCUCACCGACGUCCGCGUCGUCGUCGUCGUCGUCAUCGUCGCCUUCCUCUUCCUCAUCCGCGGCGGCGAACAACGAUGUAGACAACAAAUCGCCACGUGGUGUGGAGCUGGUGGGCGACUUCAAGGCCAAGCUGGCGUCGGCGUCGUCCUUCAUCUCGUCGCUCGUCGCCCCGACCUCUCCCUAG